Messenger RNA from Mytilus californianus (California mussel), 14961 nucleotides. RefSeq lists its product as uncharacterized. Gene Ontology annotation, biological process: lipid transport. The transcript is spliced from 30 exons. The coding region runs from base 21 to 14843 and encodes 4940 amino acids. Gene Ontology annotation, molecular function: lipid carrier activity. Lineage: Eukaryota; Metazoa; Mollusca; Bivalvia; Mytilida; Mytilidae. The record is from RefSeq and is a predicted model, not a curated record.
UACAAACCGCCAGCUCCAUAAUGGGGCAUACGUUUUUCCUACUGCUUGCCUUAGUGGCAUCAACUUUGGCGGGACCAAUUAUUAGCACAGGAUCAUGUUCAACACGUUGUACAGAAACAAAGAAAUUUGGAUACGAAACCGGGAAAACCUACGAAUAUGACUACACAACCGAAGUCGACACAACAGUACAAGGGGCAUCCGAGGAAAAAGCCGGAAUUCAGUUGACUGCUAAAGUUCACAUCGAUGUCGUCUCAAAAUGUGAAAUGAAUCUUCGGCUCAGCAACGUCAGACUAUUGGAAUCAGACCCAAAAGCGCCUGAAACAAGGAUAGAUGCCGACAAAAGCGGAGAGUUUAGAACUAACCUUGAGAAAUCACCUUUGGCAUUCUCCUUCCAAGAUGGUCGAAUUGAAGAACUUUGUACAUCCAUACCUGAGAAAACAUGGGUACUAAACAUUAAACGUGGUAUCCUCUCAGCAGUUCAAAACUCAAUGGAUGACCUGACACAGGAUCAAACAGUCCAGGAGACUGACAUUACUGGGGAAUGCAAAGCAGCCUAUACUGUAUCUAACAACGGCUGGUACUCAAGAACAAUCAAGAAGAGCAAAGACUUGCUUGGAUGUACAGACAGACAUGGAUACAAUACAAUGAUGCAGGGAACACCAUACAGAGUUCAAUCUGAAAUUCAGUCUCUGCCACUGAUAAAAGGUACCCAUGAGUGUUCACAAGACAUCAGCAAGGCUGGCAUACUACAGAACAGUGUAUGUGAAGAAGAACAUGUUCUCCGACCAUUCUCAAGGGAAUCCAGUGGUGCUAUGACAAAGACCAAACAGACAUUAACAUAUGUAACAGAAAGAACAUCAUCUUCUAGCUCAAUUUCCAUUGGGCACCGCGUUCCAUUGACGUUUGUUCAUUCUAACGAUGGUAGGGGUACCAUUACGGAUGUCAUCAGUAAACUGAAUGAAAUCUGCAUAUCUACCUCCGACAGUGUGAAACCGGAUACUCCACAAUUGUUCUCUGGACUUGUAAGACUAAUGAAGGCUUUAGAAAGUGAUGAACUGGAACAGAUUUACAGAAAAGUGAAAGGAACCAGAUUCUGUGCAUCUAAUCAAAAGAGAGUUGAAAAAUUCUUCCUUGAUGCCAUUCCAAUGCUUGGAACAAAAGCUUCACUGAGAUUGAUUACUAACUUGAUCAACAAAAAAGAAGUUCGUGGAAUCGAAGCAAAUAUGUGGCUAACGACAUUAUCGUUCAUCAAAGAUCCAACAAAAGAAAUGCUGAAUGAAGUCAAACCACUCAUAUCAUCUGAGGACAAUGAAGAGGCUAUGCUCGGUGUAUCUUCACUCGUUAAUGCCUACUGCAAGAACAAUGAAUGUGAAAAUGAUAUUGACAUCGCCAGUAUUGUCUCUUCUAUAGAAGACAAGAUUGGUGUUGGGUGUUAUGUGGACAAAAACAAUCUUGGCAAGGUGAUCCUUAGUCUUAGAUCACUUGGAAAUGCUGGAUACGUUAAUAAUGCCAUCAGAACAAUCACAAACUGUAUGACCAAGAGAGAUAAUCCCACAGAAGUCCGCCUUUCUGCUAUACAAGCCUUCCGUCGUAUGCCAUGCUCAAUAAGCCGAGACGACGUCAUGGCAAUCUUCAGGAACAGAGACGAGGAUUCCGAAUUGAGAAUUGCUUCAUACCAGGCUCUUAUGACAUGCCCUUCAGACAUUGUCCUGUCUCGUGUUAGAUAUCUUCUUGAAUCAGAAGAGGUCAACCAAGUUGGUUCUUAUGUAUGGUCUCAUUUAACAAACUUGAUGGAGACUUCUAGCCCACUGAAACAGGAAAUAAAGAAUAUCAUCAACGACAAGGCGCUGAAGAAAGAAUUCGAUCUAGAAAAACUGAAAUAUUCCAGAAACUACGAAGGCUCCUUCUUCCUUGAGAAGCUAAAUACCGGAGCUUCCAUUGACAGCAAUGUUGUCUGGUCUUCAAAAUCUUUCUUACCAAGAUCUGCCAUGACUAACAUAACAUUCGACCUUUUUGGACAUUCCGUUAACCUGUUAGAAAUCGGUGGACGAAUGGAAGGCCUUGAAUAUUUUCUGGAAUCUUACUUUGGACCUAACGGAUACUUCCAGAAAGAUGAGAUCAUAGAAGUCACAAAACAGAACAUAAAAGGAAUCAGUAAUAAAAAAAUGGAGGACAUUGACAGACAGUUUGACACAGAAUCUGACUCACUGAAAGGAGAUCUGUAUAUGAGAGUUUUUGGAAAUGAGCUACUGUUUACAAGGUUCACCGGACUAAGUGAUGUCACUGAUGGUAAAUCAAUCAAUAUUCUGGACAUUCUAACGACUCUUGCCAAGAAACAAGAAUACUCCUUCACACAGAGCUACGUGUUCUUGGAUAGCAGCGUCAUAAUUCCAACAAUGGCUGGCUUCCCAUUAAAUUUGACCAUUGAUGGAUCAGCUACCGUUGAUUUACGUGCCUCUGGGAAAAUGGAUCUGACAAAAAUAACCGACAGAUCCCCAAGUCUUUCUUUGAAUGGAUAUAUGAAACCAAGUGGCGCUGUCCAGAUCAACAGUAUGAUGAGCGUGGAUGCAUUUGUUACAAGAAGUGGAAUGAAAAUGGUUUCUACUAUGCAUUCCUCCUCUUCUCUCGAAGGACACGUAGAACUGGCAAAUGGAAAAGUACUAAGUGCACAGAUUAAAACACCAUUUGACAAAAUGGAAGUUUUCAAUGUCAAGACUGCUUUCUUCACUGUUCACCGUGAAGUUGAGAGGGAACAGAAAAUGAUUACUGCUAACAGACAGACAAAGAAAGUGUGUUCUGGAAACAAACUUGCAAAGAUUACCGGACUGGAACUCUGUGCUGAACUUCAGUAUCCGAACGCUUCAUUAAUAGCCGAUGCUCCAUACUUUCCAAUGACGGGACCAGUUAGUGCUGGAAUCACUCUUCUAAAACGUGACACACAUGAAAGUUACAACAUGGAAUACAAAUUUGUAAAGGAUAAACAAGAAGCCAGAGCUAGAGUAGCCUUCAGCACUCCAGGCUCUACGGUAGACCGUGAAUUGAGUUUUGAUUGUCUUCUUCGAUCUGACCCUCUGCUCGAAAUCAGCAUGAUCUCACCAUGGAAGAGAGUUUCAAUCAGAGGAGCCUUGGUUGGUGACAACAAACAGAAGCAAGUGGCGGGAAGAAUUGUAAUCGACGACAAAGAUGAAUACUCUGUGACUGGGGAAUGGAUCAGAAAAAGGGAAGGACAGCUUUAUACUUACAAUCCAUACAUUGAAAUAAUCAUACCAAAUAUGGAAAAUAUAAGACUCAGCAGUUCUGUAGAAUAUGUCAUCGGCAAAAGUUUCAAUGGCGAAUUGACCGUAAAAGGACUAUCUAAGCAACCCAUUCAGUCAAAAGUAAACCUGAUUUCCAAGAAAUCAAUGUCUUCUAUAAAAACAUCCAUCUCCUUUGAACCUGGGAAGGAUUACAGUUUUGAAAGCAGAUUGCAGAAUACACAAACAAAGAAAGCCACUAAGCUAAUGCCUUAUUUGUCCAUCCGUACACCAAAGGAGGAAGUCACAGCCCUUGGAGGAUCAUUGGAAUAUAAAAGCGGCUCUCUUAUUCUUGUGGACGUUACAAUUGACAGGUUAUUGGAUAAAACCAUCAAAGUCUUCACCAAACUAACAAGAACCUUAAGGAAAUCAAACGCCAGGUAUCAGUCCAAAGUUGACAUCAGAACUCCACUUCUUAGAGCAAAAGGAACUUCAAACAUUGUACUGCAGAAAACUGCUGUAGUCACCAGAGUUAAUCUUGAUUACGUUAUCCCAAGAAUUAGCAGGGACAAAAUAACAGUCAACAGUAAAGUCAAUUAUGGUUUCACCAAGAGUGUCUGGUCUUUGGCUGGCAAAGGAUCUUUAACUUUCAAGAAGAACGCUGACUAUAAUGUUGUAAUCAACACAGACAUGAACAACAAACAGAGAUUGACAAAAGUGAACUUUGACCUAAGAUAUGGUGCAAAACCAAAAGAUGAAAACAAGCGCAUCUUUGUUACAUCAUUAGUACGUCACGAGCUGGGAUUAAAGAAAUCUGAUAUCGAUAUAACUGGCGAUAUUCGACAUCUGGCUCUGGGAUUAGAUCUUAAACUGAAAGGAAAGCAUUCUCACAACACAAAGAGUAUUAAUUCUAACUUUGGGUUAGCAUACGGCAAGAAGCAAUCAGUAUCCGCUGCAUUGGUAGUGAAGAAUAAGUCCAAAAAAUUUACAGCCUUAACUGGUGAUGUUAGCCUGAAAUGGAAUGAUAAAGACUUUUCAAUUGCAAACAACUUCGAACAGAAGAACAAAAGAAGAUACACAAAUGAGUUGAUCUCAAAUAUUGCUGGACACAAAACAAAAGUUGUAAGUGAUCUAAAACUUUCUGAUGAAGAGUAUGACGUCAGCACUGACAUUAGUAUGUCCGGGCAGAAGCCAAUCCAUCUAGAAGCACUGCUCAACCUGGAUCCUAGAAACUUCCGUGUCAAAUCUCGACUUAAUAAUGACUAUUCGGCAGAAUUUGGUUCUCAAUACAAAAAAGCAGCACUUCUACGACUUUCUGGUGAUGUAUCUGUGCCCUCAAGAAGAGUCAAAGGUGAAUUCGAAGCAAAGAAGAAGGAUCCAAUCUACGUUGGACAUUUGGACAUUCAAUGGGAUGCUAAUGCAGACAAGGAAAAACAAAUAUUUCUUGACACUCAACUGACAUACAAAACCAAGAACGAAAUUGAUGCUGUCCUUGUAUUCAAGAGUCCACUGCAAAAUAACAAGAUCAACAUCAAUCGCAAAAACGAAAAUGCACAUUUUGACAUAAAAUCCGACGGAAAAGAACAACUAUCUGUUGAUGCAUCUUUAAAACAAAAAAAUGGUAAAGAUCAAGUCCAAAUCGAGGGAAGCUUAACAGUACAUACUGCAGUAAAAGGAUUAAGAUAUGUUAAACUUGGCAUGAACCAUUUGUCAGAACCCCGUCAAUAUAAAACAAUUUUUGAUGUCAACUGGAAACCAGAUAACCAAAUAUCGGCUGCAUUUUCACUAAAAAAGCCAUUUAGCAUUCGUCAAUUCCAAGGAUCUCUCAACCUCAAGACACCAUUUAAGGGAUUCAAAACAUCGUUCCUGGAAAUUUCUCAUGAUGCAAAAGACUCGCUGAAGUCCUUUGUAAAUGUUCAGGUAAACAAGAAUUCUUUACAGUUUGAUGCAUCUGCAAAGAAGGAAAACAACAUAUACUCAGGACAUGCUGGUGUCAAAUCUAACAUUCGAUCCAUCCAAGCUGUUUCUUUAGAUCUUAGUCACCAAAGUCGGUAUAAAACUAACGAAAACAGUCUUGUUCUAAAUAUUAAUGGAAACGAAUACAGAUAUGAAGGUAAACUCACACAUGACAGAGCAGGUCUUAUGGUUCAGCAGAGCGGUAAAAUAACUCUAUCUUCACCAACAAGCCGAUACGAUUCUACAUGGCAACACAGUAAUACACUCAAUGAUGUAAAAACAGUGAUCACAACCAACAUGAAUGGACAGCAGUAUGCCUUUAACAUUAAGGGCAGACAUAAUCUUGCAUGGAAAGAAGCAUCCAUCCAGUAUACAUUGACCUCCGAAACUCCAUUUGGAAAGGGACAACUUAUGGUUAGUCAUUUACAUAAAGACAGUUCCAUGGACACCAUUCUCUCGAUGAGCCAAAAUAGCAAAAACCUAUUUACAAGUGAAGGUCAUCUUAAAACCGAAAAUGGGGAACUCAUUGCUACUGGGAACCUCCUACUUAAAGGUGAACAAAUGGUUGCACUAGAAGGACGAUUGAAAACAGGAUCUCAGAAAUAUGUUUUGAUCACAUUAUCUACUCCAUUUGAAUCAUUUAGAAGACUUAGAACAGAGAUGGAAUUUGAAGGAAACAUGAAGUCAAUGACCUCCUCUGUCAGCUUUGAACUACAACCAAUUGUAAGAAGAAUUCGACUCUUGUCUACAUUCAACAGAAUUGGGGGUGUGUCCGGUAAUGUAAGACUCGAAACCCAAUACCAACAACUUCCAUCCAGUGAAAUAACAUUCUCAAACCGCCCUGAGAAUGACAAAUCGAGAACCGAUAUCAAGGUUGAGUACUUACCAGGAAAGAUCGUAUCAUUGACAUCCAGAACUCUUUUAGAUGGACAAAAGCUAAGUGCUGAUGUCAGUAUUGCAACUCCUUUUGAAAAAUUACAACGUUUAACAGCCAGUAUAACACAUGACCCAACCGUUAAAGGAUGCAUAACGAAAGUUGAAAUGGAGUAUCCAGAGGGAAAAUCCUACAAUGCUGAGCUUGUUGUUGAAUACAGAGAAAACUACCACUCUUCAGUCACAAUACGUCUUCCUAAUUACCAUCCAGUAACCGCUUCUUUGAGCCACAAAGGAACAUGGAAUCAAUUUUUAUCUGGGGCUUCCUUGCAGUAUGACAGAAAUGGCAAACAUCAACUGGAUAUCAGUUUCCAUAAUGGAAAAAGCCUCCAAGGUUCAUUCACUAUGAAGUCGUCUCUGGCUGAAGAUACCUUUGCUUCCUUCUCUCACAGUGGAAAUAGAAAAAGCAUUAAUUCUAACAUUUUGUUAAAAUACGGGAAGAAUAAGCCAAUCAAUGUAGACAUAGAAAUGACAAAUGCCAAAAGAAUGAAAGGAACAUUAAAAGUUGUAUCUCCCAUCAUGGAUGAUAUCACAGUUCUCUUGGUACACAAAGGCAAAAGUACAAGCUUCAAGACAAAAGCAAAGAUUGGAUGGGGAAAGAAGGAGGAAAUUGAAGGAGACCUCACAUUCAACUUUAUCAAAAAUCUGAAGACAGACAUUUCAAUAUCCACACCUUUCAAGAGCAUCAGAAAAAUGUCAGCUUUUGUAUCACAUGAGGGAAAUUUACGCAACUUCAAAUGUCAGUCCGAAUUGAAAAUUGGAAAAAAUGUUUGGGGUGCUAAUGUAAAAUCAAACGUUGAUCCAACUUUAACAACAGAGCUUACUGUCAACACACCUCAUGACGGAUAUGAAAAGAUGAGAGCCUCCUAUACGCACAACGGCCAACUUUCUGACUUUAAAUGUCAUCUGGAAGUUACAAAGAACAAGAAAGACAUUAUUGGUGAUUUGCAAUUUUCAUCUCAACCAUUGGUUCUAUCUGCAACUCUUCAAACACCGGUGAAAAGGUAUGGCAAUCUAAAGGCGUUACUUAGCCAUGUUGGGCCGCUAAGCAACUUCCAGACUAAAGCUGAAAUAACUUACUCUGAUUCUAAAACUAUAUCACUAGAUACAUCUGUCAGCACAAAUGACCGAUUGACUGUUUCUGUUGAUAUCAAGACACCAUUCAAGGAAUAUGGAGAAAUGACAGCCAAACUUUCGCACUCAGGAACAUCUAAUAAUUUUGCCUCUCGAUUAGAAACACUUCUUCAGAGGAAAAGAAGUCAAUUGGACGUUUCAUUCUCUAGUCUUGGUCCAAUUGAAGGAAAACUUACUCUACUUACUCCAAAAUAUGAACCUGUAAAGAUGUCGUUAUCGCAUAGUUUUGAGUCAUCCCUCAAAAACCAAAUUUCAAUUACAUAUGGAAGAAAAGAUAUUGUUAACAGCAUAAUUUCGUAUCAAAAGGAACCAAGAAUGAAAGGAGAAGCUACUUUUAUAUCCUCCUUUACACCUGACAUGUCAGUAUCCUUUGAACACAGCGGGAACCUUCAACAAUGUGUUUCAAACAUCAAAGGUGCAUAUGGAAGAAAAUCAGCACAAGUAGAUCUAAAUCUUAGUAUUACAGAUGACUUUUCAGUUCGACUGAACUUGAAAACACCAUUCGAUAUUUUGAGGUCAGGAGAACUGAAUAUUAACCAUAAAGGACAACUUAAUGACUUCGAGAGCACAGCAGAUAUAGACAUCAAUUCCAAAAAGAUCAAUGGAAUAGCAAAAUUUACAAGCAAAAAUGGAAUUCAAGGAAGAGCCACACUGACUACUCCAUAUGCAAUGUUCCGUACUGCAGAAAUUUCAUUCAAACAUUCUGGACAGUUGAGAGACUUUGAAUGCUCAGGUGAAUAUGUACAAAAUGGAAAGAGAUCAGAAGGACAGCUAACACUGAGAACUUCUGGAGGUCUCAAUGCAAGGGCCUUCUUGAAAACGCCAUACUCUGAAGAUGUCACUCUUAAGUUAAAUCAUGAAGGAGAAUUAAGACGGUUCUUAUCUAGUGGUGAAUUGAGUUACGGUUACAAGACAGGAUCUGCCCAGGUAUCAGUGGAUAUGGUAAGAGAUAUCAGAAUAAACGGUUUCUUGAAAUCUCCAUUUUCACGUGAUGUAGUUAUUAGUACUGAGACCACAGGACAACUGGUGGACUUUACAUCCGUAUCCCAGCUUACUUACAGUGGACAGAAACAACACGAACUUGAAAUUUCAUUCAAUGUUGAAGGGUCAAUCAAAACAUGGAAAACAAAUUUUGACGGUGCAUACAAUAAGAAAAAGGUUACUGGAAAAUUCUCGUUCAGCGCACCAAAUGGAAUACAAGAAAAGAUUGAAGCAACUGGGCGAAUUGAAACACCAAUAAGUGAACCAGUAUCAUUUUCACUUUUGUUCAACACCAACAAUGAACAAAGAAACAACUUUGGCGUCCAAACAACAGCUGAUCUUACAUACAGUGGUCGCAAACAACAUGAAAUCUCUUUUACCUUUAAUCACGAUGGAUCAUUUAAGAAAUUUACCACCAGCUCCAAUAUUGUUUACAAUACAAAGAGAGUAACUGCAUCAGUAUCAUUUGAUAAGACAAAUGGAGUUCAAUCCACAUUUUCAUUGAACACUCCUAUGACCAAAGACAUUCGUGUAUCAUUUUCACACAAUGGUAUAUGGGUCGAUAAUAGAAAUCAAUUUCAUGUGAUAUAUGAAGGGUCUAAAAUUUAUGAGGUAAUUACAGUUUUCAAAUUUGACGGCGAAUUGAGAAAAUUCCAGUCUUCGGGGUCAAUAACUUACAACAGUAAAAAGAUUUCGAGUGAUGUGAAUUUCGAUAUCUUGAACGAUCCCGAGGGAUCAGUUACUUUAAGAACACCCUUCACUGAUGAUAUAACAGUUUCUUUCUCUCAUCAAGGUACUCUACAUAAUUUCAUCAGUCAUGGAGAGAUCGGUUACAACGGCAGAAAACAGCAUGAAGCCAAUAUUGAACUCCAGAAUCGUGACAAUAGAGUAUUUGUAGAAAUGUCAUACAACACUAAGGUAGCAUCAAUAGAAGCAACAUUAGAGCAAUCUACAGGAAUACAAGGCAAAAUUAUAAUCAAAAGUCCAUAUACAAAAGAUAUCGAAUUGAAAGUAGACCAUAGAGGGGAGCUGUUGAACUUUAAUACGAAGGGAGAAAUAAUCGUCAGCGGAAAGAAACAACACGAACUUUAUGCUGCAUUUGAACACAAUGGAGACAUGACAAAUUUCAGAACUUCAGGUGAAGCAUCUUAUAAUUCCAAGAGAGUGUCAUCAGAACUACAAUUCGACUCAACAGAAGGUAUCAAGACAAAGGGCACUUUGAUAACUCCAUAUACCAACGACAUAGAAAUUAUAAUUGACCAUAAAGGUACUGCUAGUAAUUUCAAGUCACACGCUGACAUUUCAUAUAGUGGAUCCAAACAACAUGAAGCCGUCAUAACAUUUAAAGGGUCUGGUGCACUACAAAAAUUCCAGCUAUCGGGAGACGCUACGUAUAAUGGCAAGAGAGUCACCACUUCAGUUGAAACCGAUUUUACCCGUGGGUUAAAAUUAGAGGGACGUUUGUCAACACCAUUAACUGAGGAUAUUGAAAUCUUCCUUGACCAUCAAGGUACUUCAACUGAUUUCAGAUCACAAGCAAGUGCAACCUACAGUGGAAGUAAACAACAUGAAGUUGUUUCGACAUUUAAACGUAGCGGCACACUUAGACAAUUUCAAGUAUCUGGUGAAGUUCAAUACAAUAAUAAAAGAACUGCUCUAACUGUCGACAUUGACACUACCUCAAAAUUAUCCGCAAAUAUGGCCCUUCAAUCGCCAUUAUCGAAGGAUAUUCAACUAGAAGUUUCCUUAGAUGGAGAAUUUAAAAACUUCAAUUCCAAAGCUGAGCUUCAAUAUGGUGACGAAAAGCAUGAACUAUUAACAGAUUUCAAUCUUAUUGGAGAAAUACGUAACUUUGCAGCAAACGGUAAAACAGCUUAUAAUGGUAAGGAACUAUCUAUCGACAUUUCUGCAGAUACCAGAAAAGAUGUUGAUGGCAAAGCUACACUAAAACUGCCAUAUUUUGAUGACAUUAUAGUUAUUAUUAAAAAAAGUGGAAAUAUAUUUGACUUCAACUGGGAUUCACAAGCUGAACUAUCUUACAGCGGAUUAAAACAGCAUGAAGUUACAGCUAGCAUGAAACAAACAAAGUCUGACGAAAUGUUAAAAUCAUUCAGUCUUUUCACAUACAACAGAAAGGCAUUAUCAUCUGAUAUCUCCAUUGAUUUAACUAAUGGUUUAGACAUGAAUAUCGACAUACAAUUACCUUUCAGAAACAUGAAAGCAUCUGUUUCCCACGAACUCCAAGGUACAUUGAAAAAUUUCCAUUCAAAUAUCAAAUUGACCCUGAAUGACAAGGAAAUCAAGGCAAAAACAAAUCUUGAUAUUGCUAGUGGACUUGAAAUUACGUUGGAGACACCUUUUACUGGAUAUGAAAGAAAUAAGGCUUCACUGACAUUUUCAAAUGUGCAAUCUCUCAUUUCUGGAAAGGCAGUCGCGCAAAUUGGAAAACAUACAACUCAACUUAAUGGCAAAGUUGAUAUAUCAACUGGUUUGAAAAUCGAGCUGUGUCUAAAAACGCCACUAACGGAAGACUUUGAAGUUAUUAUCAACGGAAAUGGAGGUAUGCAUGCAUUCCGAUACGAAUCGUCUGUUAGCUAUGGAAAAGAAAGAGUCAGAGGAGAAGUCAAUCAUGAGUGGUCCUCCAUGGCAAUCAAAGGGAACAUGCUGCUAUUAACACCUAUUCUAGAAGACAUCAAAAUAGAAUAUGGCGUAAACGGAAAUAUGAAGUCCUUCGGAACAACAGUAAAAGCAUCCAUUGGUAACAUGAAUGCAAUUGAAGAAGUAACAAGGGUCAGACUUGGAGAAAUGUUUGUAGACUUCGAAGCAACACUGAAAACCACUUUAUCUGGAAAUGUUAAACUGUCUGAGCUUAGAAUUUCACAUGAUGGUUACAUUUCAAGCUUUAAAACAAAUAUUGAAGCGAAAUAUGACGACCAGACAAUCAAAGCAGAUGCAUCCUUUAAACACCUUCCAUCUAUCGAGGGCUCACUAAGCUUCCAAACACCAUUUGAGAAACUAAGAGAUGUUAAUGUCAAGAUUGAACAUUCUGGAUCUCUGAAGUCUUUCACAACAAUCGGAAGUCUUCAAUAUGCACCAGACAAAAAGAUAGAAGGAAAUGCUAGAUUCACAAUGUAUCGACCAGAAAGUUUGUACUUAAAUGUCGAUCUCCAAACUCCAUUCACCGUAAUUCCUCAUUUGAACGGUAGAUAUCGUCAUGAUUUGAAAGCAAACAGUCUCAUAUCAUCUGCAUAUUUGACGCUCAGUGAAAACAAUCCUCUAAUUAACGGAAACCUCAAAAUAACACAAGAAAUGAUCGAUAUUUCCUUGAAUACACCGCAAAGCAGAUACUCCGUCUACGCAGACAUGAAAAUGCAAGGCGACACCUACUCACUGUCCGGAAAUGCUGCAAAUGGAGGAAAAAAGAUUACUCUUGCCAUGGAAAAAACGCUAUCCUCAUUCAGCAUUAAUCUUGAUACACCAAUCCGAGGAUAUAAGAGAACACAGGUUAAAGCAUCUGCAUCAAGAAAACCAUACCAUGCUGCACUGAAUAUACAGACAUCAUACCUACCUGAAAUUGACUUUGAUGUACGCCUAACUGGCAACCAGUUCGAUGAUUUAGAUGGAUCUCUUACACUUAAAACAGGAUUAGAUAAUUUGAGAAAUAUACGAAUGUCCAUGAAAAAUGAAAAAAAUCUUGGAGAAUUAAAAUCCCACAUUGAAGCAUUUUUCACUGAGCGCAACGGAAUAACUAUAGAUGCGUCUCUCACUAAAACAGACUCCUCACUGUCAGUGUCUACUCCUUGGGAAUCUCUUCGAACUGCUUACGGGUAUGUAAAAUACGACUGGCGUAGCCAAACAAAUCAUUUGAUAGUAGCAACAAAUAUGAAAAUCAACAAAGAAACAUUGUACGAUGUUGAUUUGGAAAUGGAUGCUGAGAAAAGAGAGGAAAUAACACUGAUAAUUAAUGUCAAUGAACCGAGACCAAUGAGGUUUGAAAUAAAUAAACUGUUCUCCUCAGAAACAUACAUGCUUGUAAAUUGGAACAAGCUAGAUAGAGACAGCAGUUGCAGAAUGGAUAUUACAUUCAAUUCAGACUGGUCUGACAGGAAACAGAUUGCUAGCUAUAGAGGUGUGUGCGGGUCUAAAUCUUACGCCAUUGGAGCAUCGUAUCACCGUCCUGAUGAUUCGUCCAAAAUUGUUCUAUUUAUAGAGAAAGAUGAUGUCAGAACACAUGGAUUAGAAACAAUACAUGAAAACAACGGACAAGCCAAAUACACUCUACAGCUACCAUCUAGGACAGUUGUAUUAUCAACUGUAUCAUCAUCAGGAUACGGAAUAAGCAGUCAAGUAUUCGAUUUCUCGUGGGAUGCAGAGAGAGACCAAAACAAAAGAGUAGCAAUAAAGACUACAAAAAAUACCAGAACUAAUGGAGAUGAACUUACAUUGGGUUUAGAAAUGCCAAGUCUCGGGAAGGAUAUCCAACUUGAUUACAAAAUGUUAAUUGGAAAUGGAAACGUCAUUUAUGAUGGCCGUACAGCAUUCAGAUACUCAAAAGAUUCACGUAAAACUUUUACAUUGAGUUCAAAAUUAGAAGAUGUAUCAGGACGUGGGGAGGAUUACAAGUUCUUACUUGGUAUAAGUCACCCAUAUACUACAGUGGACAUUCAAACUAAGGCAAUAUUCGGAAAAUCUGACGACAAACUAUCAGCUGGAUUUGAUAUCCAAUACCUGACUGCAAGACGUCAAACAAAGAACAUCGCUUUAAUAACCGAGAUUGAUAAACUUAAACGUCAACUGAAUAUACAGGUUCGUUCUCCAAUCAAAACAAUGAAAAUGGAUGCUAGUGUUGAGACAUCACCUUUCAAACUGACAAUCAAAAAUCUUUAUGAUGAUACCAAGCCAAUCAAUACAGAGCUGACAGUUGAUCCUAAUGAUGGUAGCCUGGACUUCAACAUGAACUAUGAUAUCAAAAACCCAGACAAUACACUCCAUGUGAAUGCUAAAUUCUCUGACGAGAAAGGAAUAUCUGCAGAACUGUACAGAAAUGUAAAUCAGAAGAAAACUGUAGACAGCUUGCUUAAUCUCCGAUUAAAAACAUCCAAGAUUCUUCAUACACGUGUUCACUGGCGUCCAUCAAUUAUCAGUGAUCUCAAGGCUGAACUAACAAAACGAAUUGAAGAAUAUGGCAUAAGAUCUGGUAUGGCAAUUGAAGCGUCUUCUGAUGAAAUUAAAAAAGAAAUAUUAUACAAGAGACGAUUAUUCCAAGCUUCCUAUGCAGAAGAAGUCAAAUCAUAUGCUGAUGCCAUCAAUGACAAACUGUCUGAACUCAGAACAUUGAAAGCAGACAAUGCCUUUUAUCUUCAAGACAUUUGCAGUUCUGUUGAUACUACCAUGACAAGAAUCGGUGAAUUUGCAGAAGAUUUUAAUGAAGCUUGGGGGAGAUGCCCAGUCAAACAUAAAAUUGAUGAAUAUAUGAACAGUCUUGAACAUCUACAACAGAGACUGGAUGCCUAUUCCAAAGAUACUUAUAUCAACAUGGGUGGCCAUUUGAACAGCAUUACAGCAAAUUCUUAUCAGAGAUUACUUGAUUACAAAAACUCUGUUGGAAAUCACCAAACUGUUGUCAAUUUAAAAUCGAAAUAUAACACUUAUAUGGAUCAGCUUAAAAAUAUGAAAUUAAAUGAGCAAUGGUCUAGCAUUGCCAACCAAUACACAUCAAGCAUAUACAACAUCAGAGAGGGGAUCAACCAAAGACUUGUCAACUCGUUACCGACACCAAUGUACAACAUGGGAUCAUCUGCAUACAAAUACUGGGAAUUUGAAGAAAACGUAAAUGCUUUAGUUGACAAAAUAUUUGAAGAAUUGAAAAAAGAUGCUACCAAGGAGAUGUCUGUUUUAAAAGAGGUGUUCGGAAAUGUACUCAAAUCCAAAGUUAUUAAAUAUGAUAUACCAAAUGGAGAGAUUAUAGUAGAUUUGUACCUGCCUGUUGAUGUACGCACUCUCAGCUCACUAAAAGACAUUUCUUUAAGACAAUACUUGCCAGAUAUGAGCUUUCAAACUCCAAAACUGAAUUUCUUUGGAUCUUUAGAGGAUUACAUGCCACACAUGACCUGGACAGCAAGUGCAAAAGUACAUGGCCGACACUUUACAACUUUCGAUGGUCAAGAAUUUGACUUCAGUGGGCGAUGUAGCUACGUUCUUGCACGAGACUAUGUAGACGGCAACUUCAGUAUCAUCAUGAACUAUUUGGGCAGACAAAAGAAGAAGUUGAUUUUGACUUCUCGCCAUCAAAAUGUUCAAUUAUCACCAAAUGGAAAGGUCAGUGUCGAUGGUGUAGUUAUGGAUCUACCUUACAGAUCAACAGAAUUUGUAGUUUUCUCUGUCGAUGGUAAGGUGUUCAUUGAGGGUCGUGGAUUCCAAGUUAAAUCCGAUCCAACCGUAGAUAUGGUCGACAUUGAUUUGAGCAAGUGGUACUUUGGUAAAACAGGUGGACUUCUUGGUACUCUAAACCAUGAACGUUACGAUGAUAUGAUUAUGCCAAAUAAUCAAAUUACAUCCGACUCUUUCGCUCUAGGAAACGCAUGGCAAGUUCAAGAUCGAUGUUGAAUACACAUUUCAUACUUUGAAAUAACAUGAAAUAGAAAACUGUGAUUAUUAACUUUUAAUUGAUAUUUUGGAAAUGUUGUGAAAUUUUUAAUGAAAUAAACUAAAUUUAAGCAUUGCA